UCUCCUUUGACUGGAGACGCGAUGUGACUUUUUACUUAUGACGACCGGAGUAGAGUGUCAUUAACUCGCUUAAUAAGCGCAUACAAGCGUGGAGGCAGCAGCGCCUCCUAGCAGGCCUCUGAAAUACGCUCGAUAUCGUUUUAGGGCUGGAAUGUAGAUGAAAUAUCUUUAAGCACCCAAGUCCUUCGAUCCACGAGUGGGGCAUCUGUGUUUGAAACUUUUACGGCCACCUUGUUUAUAACGGUUAUAGGGAGUAGGAUAGACGCAAUUUGAAAGCUCUUGAACCGAACAGCGAGAUUAUGGGGGAAGCGACGACCAAUUAUUCCUUGAAGUAUCAGGCGCGUGUCCUAGUGGCCUUGCCAAGUGACACGAUCAGCUCAAAAUGGCUUGUUGGCACCACAGCUCUGCGAGAGGAGAAUGAGGUACGCAUGCUUCAAUAUGACGCGGACAACGAACAGCUGGUUUGCAAGCUUGCUUACUCACACCCAGCCGAGGUUUGGGACAUCGCACCGUGCCCGACGCGAGACGAUGUUUUCGUGUCUGUAUGGGCGAAAGCCGGUAACAGUAGCGCUACCUUGUGGAGGGUUGUGGACGGAGAGUCCUCCUCCGCGGGGCAGCCGGCUGCAGCAGCUGGCCGCAGUCCCGAGCUGCAGCUGGAGCAGCAGGCAGAGCUGGCCGGGCAGAGCCGAGCCAUGCGCUGCGCAUUGUGGAGCUCGCAACAGACUGACACCGUGGUGACGUUGGAGGAGGGUUUCCUCAAGAAGUGGUCAAUUACCGGUGCGGGCGCAGAGUGCACCUCAAGCUGCCCCGCCGGGGAGAUGGUGCAGCUGUGGUCAGGAGCGCUACACCCUCGUAAUGCAUCGCUGUUGUGUACGGCAGGCAGUAAUGACGUACAGACGUGGGACCUCCGCAACCUUGGUCGGCCCAUAGGUGAAAUCAAGAUGGCCCACAAGAUGCCCGUCCGCUCCAUCAGCUUCGCACCACACAACGACACGCGGGUGUUGACUGCUGGAGACGACUGCAAGCUGCGGUUCUGGGACCUCAGGAACCCCGGUCAGGCCCUUUUGGAGCUGGGGGGUCACCGGCACUGGGUGUGGCGGGCCGCCUACAACCCCGUGAACGACUCCCUAAUAGCGUCAUGCUCCUCAGACUGCUGCGUCAACCUGUACUACACGCCCAACUUGGCGGCACUGCCGGGACAUGUGUGUAUGGGCGCGUUCCACCACCGUGAUGAACACGCGCGUCGUGGGAUCGCAUCCUGGCCUGGCUCCCGCCGCAGUCACCUCCUGUCUGGUGACCUGGACGGCAAGGUGGCCAGCUGGGAUGAGCACGAGGACAGCGUGUACGGCAUGGCGUGGAGUGCCGCAGAUCCUUGGCUGCUGGCUAGCUUGUCGUUUGACGGGCGGGUCACCAUCGACCGGGUCCCCAAGAAUAUCAAGUACAAGAUCCUCAUUUAG
This is a messenger RNA of Volvox carteri f. nagariensis, 1457 nucleotides long. RefSeq lists its product as uncharacterized. The record is from RefSeq and is a predicted model, not a curated record. NCBI's taxonomy places the organism in Eukaryota, Viridiplantae, Chlorophyta, Chlorophyceae, Chlamydomonadales, Volvocaceae. The transcript is spliced from 9 exons. Gene Ontology annotation, biological process: protein ubiquitination. Gene Ontology annotation, molecular function: protein binding. Bases 300 to 1457 code for a protein of 385 amino acids.